Messenger RNA from Pterocles gutturalis (yellow-throated sandgrouse), 3752 nucleotides. RefSeq names its product peroxidasin homolog. The annotation marks the transcript as partial. The transcript is spliced from 18 exons. Gene Ontology annotation, molecular function: protein binding; heme binding; peroxidase activity. The record is from RefSeq and is a predicted model, not a curated record. NCBI's taxonomy places the organism in Eukaryota, Metazoa, Chordata, Aves, Pterocliformes, Pteroclidae. Gene Ontology annotation, biological process: response to oxidative stress.
AGACCUAAGAUUUAAUAGGAUUAAAGAAAUCCAGCCUGGAGAGUUCAGACGUCUUAAAAACCUGAACACCCUGCUUCUAAACAACAAUCAAAUUAAAAGAAUACCUAGUGGGGCAUUUGAAGACCUUGAAAAUCUGAAAUAUCUCUAUUUGUACAAGAAUGAAAUCCAGUCAAUUGACAGGCAAGCAUUUAAAGGACUUGCCUCUCUAGAACAACUGUAUCUGCACUUUAAUCAAAUAGAAACGUUGGAACCUGAAUCCUUUACCCAUCUUCCAAAACUUGAAAGGCUAUUUUUACAUAACAACAGAAUAGCUCAUUUGAUUCCUGGAACAUUUAGUCACUUAGAAUCUAUGAAGAGACUACGUUUGGAUUCGAACGCUCUUCACUGUGACUGUGAAAUCCUGUGGCUGGCGGAGCUGUUGAAGACGUAUGCGGAGUCGGGUAAUGCUCAAGCAGCAGCUACCUGUGAGUAUCCACGAAGGAUCCAGGGAAGAUCAGUGGCCACGAUAACACCAGAAGAACUUAACUGUGAGAGGCCAAGAAUUACAUCAGAGCCUCAGGAUGUGGAUGUUACCUCAGGGAAUACAGUGUACUUCACUUGCAGAGCUGAAGGCAAUCCCAAACCAGAAAUUAUCUGGCUUCGAAACAAUAAUGAGCUCAGUAUGAAAGAAGAUUCCCGUCUAAACUUGCUAGAUGAUGGCACAUUAAUGAUUCAGAAUACUCAAGAAACAGACCAAGGCAUUUACCAGUGCAUGGCAAAAAAUGUGGCUGGAGAAGUGAAAACUCAGGAAGUUACUCUUAGAUACUUUGAGUCACCAGCCCGGCCUAGUUUUGUAAUUCACCCACAAAAUACUGAAGUACUAGUUGGAGAGAGUGUUACCUUGGAGUGCAGCGCAGCCGGGCACCCUCAGCCACGAAUUACCUGGACCAAAGGCGACAGAACCCCUUUACCCAGUGACCCUCGCAUCACAAUAACUCCAUCAGGAGGUCUUUACAUACAAAAUGUGAAGCAGGAGGACAGUGGCGAGUAUACCUGUUUUGCAACUAACAGCAUAGAUAAUAUCCAUGCGACCGCAUACAUCAUAGUCCAAGCUCUACCUCAGUUUACUGUCACUCCUCAAGACAAAACAGUGAUUGAGGGACAAACUGUUGACUUCCCUUGUGAAGCACAAGGCUAUCCCCAGCCUGUUAUUGCCUGGACUAAAGGAGGAGGACAAUUGUCUGUUGACAGAAGACACUUAGUUCUAUCCUCUGGAACCUUAAGGAUUUCCAGGGUUGCUCUUCAUGACCAGGGACAGUAUGAAUGCCAAGCUGUCAACAUUAUUGGAUCUCAACGAGUUGUUGUAUACCUGACCGUACAGCCUAGAGUGACUCCUGUGUUUGCCAGCGUUCCCAGUGACAUGACAGUGGAGGUUGGCACGAACGUGCAGAUCCCGUGCAGUGCUCAAGGAGAGCCAGAGCCAGUGAUUACAUGGAACAAGGAUGGAGUACAGGUAACUGAGAGUGGAAAAUUUCAUGUUAGCCCAGAGGGAUUUCUUACCAUUCGCGAUGUUGGAACAGCUGAUGAAGGUCGAUAUGAAUGUGUUGCCCGGAAUACCAUAGGAUACUCCUCUGUUAGUAUGGUGCUUAGUGUUAACGUCCCUAAUGUCAGCCGAAAUGGAGAUCCUUUUGUACAAACAUCAAUUGUGGAAGCAAUUGCAACUGUUGACAGAGCAAUAAAUUCAACACGUACACAUCUGUUUGACAGUCGUCCUCGUUCUCCAAAUGAUUUGCUAGCCUUAUUUCGGUACCCAAGGGAUCCAUACACUGUUGAGCAAGCAAGAGCUGGGGAAAUAUUUGAAAGGACACUACAGCUUAUUCAAGAGCAUGUACGAGAUGGUCUAAUGGUUGACCUGAAUGGAACAAGUUAUCACUAUAAUGAUCUUGUAUCCCCACAGUACUUGAAUCUGAUAGCUAACCUCUCAGGCUGUACAGCCCAUCGACGAGUGAACAACUGCUCAGACAUGUGCUUCCACCAGAAGUACAGGACACACGAUGGAACAUGCAACAACCUUCAGCAUCCCAUGUGGGGUGCUUCUCUGACAGCAUUUGAGCGUCUGUUAAAGUCAGUCUACGAGAAUGGAUUUAAUUUGCCUCGGGGAAUUGAACCCAGGAGGCUCUCUAAUGGCUACGCCCUCCCAAUGCCUCGCUUGGUUUCAACUACUCUGAUCGGAACGGAAACAAUAACUCCUGAUGACCAGUACACUCACAUGCUCAUGCAGUGGGGUCAGUUUCUUGACCAUGACCUUGACCUCACUGUAGCUGCCCUAAGUGAGGCCAGGUUUUCAGAUGGUCAGCAUUGCAGUUCAGUUUGUACAAAUGAUCCUCCCUGCUUUUCGAUCAUGAUACCACCAAAUGAUCCUAGAGUUCGAAAUGGUGCACGCUGCAUGUUUUUUGUACGCUCCAGUCCGGUUUGUGGAAGCGGCAUGACAUCUCUCCUGAUGAAUUCUGUGUACCCACGAGAACAGAUCAACCAGCUGACUUCAUACAUUGAUGCGUCCAAUGUGUAUGGCAGUUCAGACCAUGAAGCACUGGAAAUCAGAGACUUGGCGAGUCAAAGGGGUCUUCUGAGACAGGGCAUUGUACAGAGAUCUGGCAAGCCCCUUCUUCCGUUCGCUACUGGCCCACCAACAGAAUGUAUGAGAGAUGAAAAUGAGAGUCCAAUUCCCUGCUUUUUAGCUGGUGAUCAGCGUUCUAAUGAACAGCUGGGUCUUACCAGCAUCCACACAUUGUGGUUUAGAGAACACAACAGAAUUGCCACAGAGCUACUGAAACUCAAUCCACACUGGGAUGGUGACACAAUCUAUCACGAAACACGCAAAAUUGUUGGUGCAGAAAUGCAACACAUAACAUUUAGCCAUUGGCUACCUAAGAUCUUUGGAGAGGUAGGCAUGAAGAUGCUUGGCGAAUAUAAGGGUUAUGAUCCCAGUGUUAAUUCUGGCAUAACUAAUGAGUUUGCAACUGCCGCUUUUAGGUUUGGUCACACACUCAUUAAUCCUUUUCUGUAUCGACUGGAUGAAAACUUUGAACCUAUUCCACAAGGCCAUCUACCUCUUCAUAAGGCAUUCUUCUCUCCAUUUCGGAUUGUAAAUGAAGGAGGCAUUGAUCCACUUCUAAGGGGAUUGUUUGGUGUUGCUGGUAAGAUGCGUGUCCCAUCACAAUUACUCAAUACAGAAUUAACAGAAAGACUCUUCUCCAUGGCACGUACUGUGGCUUUAGAUCUGGCAGCUAUGAAUAUUCAGAGAGGCAGAGAUCAUGGAAUUCCUCCCUACCAUGAUUUUAGAGUUUACUGUAAUCUUUCUUCAGCUCAGACUUUUGAAGAUCUGAAAAAUGAAAUUAAGAAUCCUGAAAUCAGGGAGAAACUUAGCAGGUUGUAUGGUUCCCCCCUGAACAUAGACCUAUUUCCUGCUCUAAUGGUAGAAGACUUAGUUCCAGGGAGCCGACUGGGGCCAACUUUGAUGUGUCUGUUAAGCACACAGUUUAGGCGUAUUCGGGAUGGAGACAGGUUAUGGUAUGAGAAUCCAGGUGUGUUCACGCCUGCUCAGCUCACUCAGAUCAAGCAGACAUCUCUUGCCAGAGUUUUGUGUGACAAUGGUGACAACAUAACCAGGGUACAACACGAUGUCUUUAAGGUAGCUGAAUUCCCACAUGGAUAUAGUAGCUGUGAAGAUAUUCCUAAACUGGACCUCAGGAUGUGGCAAGAUUGCUGUGAAG